ACAUUUGAACAUGGGAUUUAGAUUUCAGUGACUGGCAGCAGAAUCCAAUAGAAAUGAAAGGAGAGACACACAUGAAAUUUUAAAGUUCUUAGCAGCCACCUUAAAAGGUGAAAAUACACAAGAAUCUGGCCAGACGUGGUACUCACACCUGUAAUCCCAGCACUUUGGGAGGCUGAGGUCGGCAGCUCACUGGAGGUCAGGAGUUCAAGACCAACCUAGACAGCAUGGUGAAACCCCUCUCUACUAAAAAAAAAAAAAAAGAAAGAAAAAAAUACAAAAGUUGGCCAGGUGUGAUGGUGGGCACCUGUAGUCCCAGCUACUUGGGAGGCUGAGGCAGGAGAAUCGCUUGAACCAGGGAGGCAGAGGUUGCAAUGAGCCAAGAUUGAGCCACCGCACUCCACCCUGGGCAACAGAGCAAGACUCUGUCUCAGAAAAAAAAAGAUACAAGAAACUAAUUGAAAUACAGUAAUGCAUGUUAGUGAAUCCAGUAUAUCCAAUGUAUUAUCAUUUUGACAUGUAAUUACUGUGAAGUUUGUUGAGAUAUUUAUGUGUUUUUCCCUCAUGCUGGGUCUUCAGCGUGUCUUUUACAUUUGGAGCCCAUCCCUGCUUGGGCCGGCCAUGUUUUCAGCGCUAGAAGCAAAUGGCCCAGGCCGGGGAGGCUGAAAUUAGGAGAGGAGGCCGGGAGCAGUGACACCUGGGGAUCAGCACAGCCAGUGAAGUGACAAUGACCCCAGGAGGGGAGGAGCAGGCAGUUCUUAUCUGUGAGGUGCAGUGUCAAGUCUUAUAACAGGGAGCACAAGUGCUGGGGGUUUUUAGGGAGGAGAAAGUUCUAGAAGGAAGCAAAGAGAAACAUCUACCACCCUGGCAUAUGACUGGUGUAUGAGGUGAAUGGGAAGAGAAAAGUCCUGGGGCUGGGUGUGGUGGCUCACACCUGUAAUCCCGGCACUUUGGGAGGCCGAGGCAGGUGGAUCACCUGAGGUCAGGAGUUCGAGACCAGCCUGGCCAACAUGGAGAAACCCUGCCUCUACUAAAAAUACAAAAAGUUAGCCGGGUGUAGUGGUACAUGCCUGUAAUCCCAGCUACUUGGGAGGCUGAGGCAGGAGAAUUGCUUGAACUGGGGGGCAGAGAUUGCAGUGAGCGAAGAUCACUCCACUCCACUCCAGCCUAGGCAGCAAGAGUGAACCUCCAUCUCAAAAAAAAAGAAAAGAAAAGAAAAGUCCUCACUGGAAAGGUUAGGCAGGCAGGAAGCAGGUCCCAUUUAGAACAAGAAAGUAGAAGAAACUCCUGGAGCAGAGGUGGAGGGAAUGGGAGGUUUCACGGCUGACCAGCGGGGAGCCCAGGCCACUGGAGGAAGGUUUCAGAAGUCUGGGCAGGAAAGGAGGGUAAACACAGCUGUUUGGAGUCAGCCGUGGGUGAUGGGGGGCCUUGAGGUUACUCUGGGUUUUCUGUGGGUGCAAUGGACUGAAUGUUUGUGUCCCCUCCAAAUUCCUAUGUUGAAAACCUAAUCCCCCAAAUGAUGGGAUUAGGAGGUGGGGCCUCUGGGAGGUGAUUAGGUCGUGGGGGUGGAGCCCACAUGGGUGGGGAUUAGUGCCCUUAUAAAAGGGACCCCCAGCCACUUCCUCCCUCUCUUGCCACCGUGAGAGGAGACCAUAAAGAGGCGGACAGCUGUGUAGACGCCGGAUCUGCUGGUGCCUUGAUUUUGGACCUCAGCCUCCAGAACUGUCCAUGCCACAAACGGCGGGCGAGCAGCUGCUGUGCCCAGCUGGGGUCCCUGUCGGCCCUGAAGCAUGCUGUCCUGGGGCUUUACCUGCUGGUCUUCCUGAUUCUAGUGGGCAUCUUCAUCUUAGCAGUGUCCAGGCCGCGCAGCUCUCCUGACGACCUGAAGGCCCUGACCCGCAACGUGAACCGGCUGAAUGAGAGCUUCCGGGACUUGCAGCUGCGGCUGCUGCAGGCUCCACUGCAGGCGGACCUGACGGAGCAGGUGUGGAAGGUGCAGGACACGCUGCAGAACCAGUCGGACUCGCUGCUGGCGCUGGCGGGCGCGGUGCAGCGGCUGGAGGGCGCGCUGUGGGGGCUGCAGGCGCAGGCGGUGCAGACGGAGCAGGCGGUGGCCCUGCUGCGUGACCGCACGGGCCAGCAGAGCGACGCGGCGCAGCUGGAGCUGUACCAGUUGCAGGUGGAGAGCAACAGCAGCCAGCUGUUGCUGCGGCGCCACGCGGGCCUGCUGGACGGGCUGGCGCGCAGGGUGGGCGUCCUGGGCGAGGAGCUGGCUGACGUGGGUGGCGUGCUGCGCGGCCUCAACCACAGCCUGUCCUACGAUGUGGCCCUCCACCGCACUCGGCUGCAGGACCUGCGGGUGCUGGUGAGCAACGCCAGUGAGGACACGCGUCGCCUGCGCCUGGCGCACGUGGGCAUGGAGCUGCAGCUGAAGCAGGAGCUGGCCAUGCUCAACGCAGUCACCGAGGACCUGCGCCUCAAGGACUGGGAGCACUCCAUCGCGCUGCGGAACAUCUCCCUCGCCAAAGGGCCACCAGGACCCAAAGGUGAUCAGGGGGAUGAAGGAAGGGAAGGCAGGCCUGGUAUCCCUGGAUUGCCCGGACUUCGAGGUCUGCCCGGGGAGAGAGGUACCCCAGGAUUGCCCGGGCCCAAAGGUGACGAUGGGAAGCUGGGGGCCACAGGACCAAUGGGCAUGCGUGGGUUCAAAGGUGACCGAGGCCCAAAGGGAGAGAAAGGAGAGAAAGGAGACAGAGCCGGAGAUGCCAGUGCCGUGGAGGCCCCGAUGCUGAUCCGCCUGGUGAACGGCUCAGGCCCUCAUGAGGGCCGCGUGGAGGUGUACCACGACCGGCGCUGGGGCACCGUGUGUGAUGAUGGCUGGGACAAGAAGGACGGAGAUGUCGUGUGCCGUAUGCUGGGCUUCCGCGGGGUGGAGGAGGUGUACCGCACAGCUCGAUUCGGUCAAGGCACUGGGAGGAUCUGGAUGGAUGAUGUCGCCUGCAAGGGCACAGAGGAAACCAUCUUCCGCUGCAGCUUCUCUAAAUGGGGGGUGACAAACUGUGGGCAUGCCGAAGAUGCCAGCGUGACAUGCAAUAGACACUGAAAGUGGGCAGAGCUCAAUCUCGGGGUCCCGCACAGAGUGUCCUUGGGGCGGGGCACGGCUUGGGGCUGCCCUGACCAUCCCUUGGCCACACCUGGUCCAGCACUCCCAGUCCUCACACCUGCAUCCCAGGACCGUGGAGGCCGGUCAUCAUUUUCCUAUUGAACAUGUGCUCCAAAGUGUAACUCUGGGACCUACUGCCUGUCUCUCUCUUCCACGAGGUUCCUGCGUGAGGAGCCCUGGUCAACUGGAUCACCACUUUGCCCAGCUUCUGAGCACCAAGCACCAGGCCUCAAUAUCCCAGUUCCCUUUGGUCUUUGAGUUACAGGUGAUCGCUGAGAAUGUGUCAGAGACACGUGCAGCAGCAGAGAUGGGUGGGAGUAUGGGAUCAGUUACUCUUCAGACAAUCCCCAAAUCUCCAUCAGGCCAAGAGUUCCAUCUUCCUCCCCAGCAAGAGGCAAUGCCAAGUGAUCCAUUUCCCCCUUUACUCUGCCUCUGCUCCCCAUUUGCUAGUCUGGGGAAGUGACAUAGAGGAGAAGCCAGCUCUAGGGACAAGAGAGAAAUGCAAGUCACCUCCAGGAAUCCAGCUAGAUGUGGAGAAGGGAAAGAAACUAACAUUGAAUGAUCACCAUGGCAUGCUAAAUAGUAUCUUGGGUGCUAAAUUCAUUUAUCCACUUUGCUGCACUGGCCCAAGGCCUGUCAGUCUGGGUAUGACCUUACCUCUGGGUAGCACUUAACUGGUCCAUUCACCUAGCCUGCAAGUCAGAAGACAGUAACGGAGACCGUGUUUCUGCCUGAACUUAGUGUCUUUAGCAGGCCUGAGCAAGAAGUUUGGGUGCAGGACCCGUGUGACCGGAAAGUUGCAUGCUCCGGAACCUACAGGGUGUGAGUGCAGGUCCAACGUGAUUGGCUUCCAGGCCAACCAUCCAUGUAGGAGGACAGCUGAUUUGGAGCGUGACAUGGAAGCUGCCCAUGUUAAACCUGAGUCCAGGGCUCUGUUACUGGGCAUUCAGGGUUAAUGCCAAGUCAUGUGUGUCUCAGCUAUUUGGAGGUGAUGAUAUUGCAUCUUUGAAGCCUCUCCAGGUGUGACUCUCUGGUCAGGAAAACACAAGUCCUAAUGGAACCCCUAGGGGUGGAAGGAAGCGAAGAUUCCCUCUGACCUCUGGGGGUGGGGAGUGGGAAUAAGGGGCCUUGGGCCUCCACAGGUCUGCAAUCUGCACCCCCUUUCUAGAGACGGGGAGAUCGUGUUCUGCUUUUUACAUGAGGAGCAGAACUGGGCCAUACACGUGUUCAAGAGAUAGGGGAGCUACCUGGUAGCAAGUGAGUGCAGACCCACCUCACCUUGGGGGAAUCACAAACUCAUAGGCCUCAGAUACACAAUCACCUGUCAUAUCAGGUGAGCACUGGCCUGCUUGUGGAGAGACCUGGGCCCUCCAGGUGUAGGACCAGCGAGACUCCUGGCUGACCACUAAGCCAGUGCGGCCCUAGGUCAUUCUUGUUUCCAAUAUGCUUGCUACUCCUUAACGUCCUAAUGAUGAGACUCUCCUUCUGACCAAUUGCUAUGUUUACGCAGCACACAUGUACUCAUGCAUCCUCUUCCAGAGCCAAUAUACGUAUGCAUAUAUAAACAUAGCACUUUUUACUGCAUGGCUCAGCACACUGCAAAGUUUGCAUUAAAAAAAGAAAGAAAAACUGAAGGUGAAAAGAUGCCACAUUGAACAAAUUAAAAUCCCAACCGGGUUCUGGCAAAGAAUCCGGUUAUGCCUUCCAUGAAGACACACACAACUGUCUUACUUGGUCUUUUCAUUGGGGAAAACAGAAUUCUUGUUUUACAUCAGAUAAAACAAAAGGUGUUUGAACCUUAAAAAUGGACGUCUCCUAGUUUACAUACCUACUUCAGAGGACAUGGAAAUGACCAUGUGCCUUCAUUUCAGGGACUGAAGGAAAUUAGGCCUGGCCUAAAAUACAUCAGACCUUUUGUAAGAAAGAAUUUCAAUAAAGCAAGAAACAUGUCACUAACAA
Callithrix jacchus (white-tufted-ear marmoset) is the source of this 5116-nucleotide messenger RNA. RefSeq names its product scavenger receptor class A member 5 (gene SCARA5). Gene Ontology annotation, cellular component: plasma membrane. Gene Ontology annotation, biological process: receptor-mediated endocytosis; zymogen activation; iron ion transmembrane transport. The record is from RefSeq and is a predicted model, not a curated record. NCBI's taxonomy places the organism in Eukaryota, Metazoa, Chordata, Mammalia, Primates, Cebidae. Gene Ontology annotation, molecular function: ferritin receptor activity; scavenger receptor activity; serine-type endopeptidase activity.